Mesocricetus auratus (golden hamster) is the source of this 2223-nucleotide messenger RNA. It is a transcript of the gene Ddx52, whose product is annotated as DExD-box helicase 52. The record is from RefSeq and is a predicted model, not a curated record. NCBI's taxonomy places the organism in Eukaryota, Metazoa, Chordata, Mammalia, Rodentia, Cricetidae. Bases 55 to 1845 code for a protein of 596 amino acids. The transcript is spliced from 15 exons. Gene Ontology annotation, molecular function: ATP binding; nucleic acid binding; RNA helicase activity. Gene Ontology annotation, biological process: maturation of SSU-rRNA.
GGAGCGGAAGUCGUAUACACAGGCGCUGUGAGGCUGCGGGGUUUCUGGGUAAAGAUGGAUGCCUAUGAUCUGUUUCGCCGGCUCGGAGCUGGCGCCAAGUUCGACGUGAAGCGGUUCUCGGCAGACGCUGUUCGAUUCCAGGUAGGAAAAAGGAAAUGCAAUCCUGAUUCUUCAGAGGUGCUAGACUUCUUCGGAAACAAGAAGUCUGUCUCAGAUGAGUGUGAAGCAUUACAAACACACCAGGAGCUCCAAAAUGAGGAGAAAACAGAAGAGGGCCUGUUGGAAAGGAGUAAGGAGCCCAAGAAGAAAAAAAGAAAGAAGGUGACAUCAGAAAUUACUGCUCAAGAAGAGUUUGAUGCUACUAUACAGUGGACGUCCUCUGUGGAAGCAAAGAUUCAAGAAGAGAAAAACACCAAAGGAGAAAAGAAACUAACUUCAGAAAAGUUGGAACAUCUCAGAAAGGAAAAGAUCAACUUCUUUCGGAACAAACACAAGAUUCAUGUCCAAGGAACUGAUCUUCCUGACCCAAUUGCUACAUUUCAGCAGCUUGACCAAGAAUAUAAAAUCAGUUCUCGAUUACUCCAGAACAUUCUAGAUGCAGGCUUCCAAGUGCCCACGCCAAUUCAGAUGCAAGCCAUUCCAGUCAUGCUGCAUGGUCGAGAACUUCUGGCUUCUGCUCCUACUGGAUCUGGGAAGACUUUGGCUUUUAGCAUUCCCAUUUUAAUGCAGCUGAAACAACCUGCAAAUAAAGGCUUUCGAGCCCUGGUUAUAUCCCCAACUCGAGAACUUGCCAGCCAGAUUCACAGAGAGUUAAUUAAAAUAUCUGAGGGCACAGGAUUCAGGAUACAUAUGAUCCACAAAGCUGCAAUAGCAGCUAAGAGAUUUGGACCUAAAUCAUCCAAGAAGUUUGAUAUUCUUGUGACUACUCCAAAUCGACUGAUCUACUUGUUAAAGCAGGAUCCACCAGGGAUAGACCUGACAAGUGUUGAAUGGCUGGUAGUAGAUGAGUCAGACAAACUGUUUGAAGAUGGUAAAACUGGGUUUAGAGGCCAGCUGGCUUCCAUUUUCCUGGCCUGCACAUCCCACAAGGUCAAAAGAGCAAUGUUCAGCGCAACCUUUGCAUAUGAUGUCGAGCAGUGGUGCAAGCUCAACCUGGACAAUGUCGUUACUGUUUCCAUCGGAGCAAGGAAUUCUGCAGUCGAGACUGUUGAACAAGAACUGCUCUUCGUCGGUUCUGAGACUGGAAAACUUUUGGCCAUGAGAGAACUUGUGAAAAAGGGUUUCAAUCCACCUGUUCUUGUUUUUGUUCAGUCCAUCGAAAGGGCUAAAGAACUUUUUCAUGAGCUCAUAUAUGAAGGUAUUAAUGUGGACGUCAUUCAUGCAGAAAGGACACAACAGCAGCGAGAUAACACAGUCCACAGCUUCAGAGCAGGUAAAAUCUGGGUUCUUAUUUGUACAGCCUUGCUCGCAAGAGGGAUUGACUUUAAAGGCGUAAACCUGGUCAUCAAUUACGAUUUUCCAACCAGCUCAGUGGAAUACAUCCAUAGGAUAGGUCGAACUGGAAGAGCAGGGAAUAGGGGAAAGGCUGUUACAUUUUUCACUGAAGAUGAUAAGCCGUUAUUAAGAAGUGUUGCCAAUGUUAUCCAGCAGGCUGGCUGUCCUGUACCUGAAUACAUAAAAGGUUUCCAGAAACUAUUAAGCAAACAAAAGAAAAAGAUGAUUAAGAAACCAUUGGAAAGGGAGAGUAUUAGUACAACUCCAAAAUAUUUCUUAGAACAAGCUAAACAGAGAAAGGUUGCUGGCCAGAACAGCAAGAAGAAAGAAACUCUUGAAGAGAAAAGUUAAAAAUAGAUACCUUAGAAGACUAUCCCCACAGUUUAAUUUAUAAGCCCAGCAUGAAUUUUCAUGGAUUAUUUAACAGCCAUCUUUACCAAACAUAUUAAAUCAACAAGGGCAUGAGAGAAGAAAAUUCUCCUAAUUUACUGAUGCAUCAGGGCAAGCUUCACCUUGUAGGUGAAAUUUAUACAAUGGAAAUAACAUGCAUUGACAUUUCUGCCUGAAUCAGAGAGAUACUUCUUAUAGAAGAAAAAGAGUUGAUGUUAAAAAUAACACCCAAAUGUGGUGAACUCUUAAGGAUUUUGCCCUUCAAGUGUGAAGCAUGCUGUGAAGAGGCAUCUGGAACAGAAUUUUAAAAUAAAAUCUUGAGCUUGAAUGCACCAUCCA